CUUUGCGGCUUGUGGCUAAUUGUGGUUAGCUUGAACGUGAUUUGUUUUCUUGCCUCCAACAGUUAUAAGAGAAAGUUGUAAAUAAACACAAAUUUAUGCUUAUACGUGUCUACCUAAACAUAUAUCUGUUAACAAGAAGUAGCUUGUUAGUCUAUUGUGGGUCUGAUAAUAGUAAUAAUAUUAUAGUGUAGUGAAAUAGUAAAAUGAAUACGAAUAAUACUAAAUCUCGUAUUAAAAAUGAUCACAUCGUGACUGUACUGGUUUGUGCCAUAGCGAUACCUCUGUCGAUGUCUUUAUGGAUAAUUAAUUUAAUAUAUACUAAAUAUAUUGCUAAGAACGCAGGAUUUGAUGAGCCUGUGGUCAUAUCUCCUGCUCGCUGGCUAGCGGCAUGUUUCAUCCCUAUUAUGAUAGCCUUCUACGGCUACAGAAAAAAAAGUCUCAACCUCAGCGGAGCUUUAUUAGGAUUCUUCGUAGGAUUUGUGUUAACACUCAGCAAUUUUUGCUUCCUAGCAACAUUGUUUACAUUCUUUAUAUCUUCAUCUAAAGCAACGAAAUUUAGGCCACACUUAAAAAGGAAAAUUGAAGAGGAUUUCAAAGAAGGUGGCCAAAGAAACUGGAUCCAAGUUUUGUGCAAUGGUGGCAUGGCGACACAGCUUGGGAUACUUUACCUGAUGGAUGUUGGGGCUUCUGAGAAACCUAUAGAUUUCCUAAACUAUUAUAGAGCAUCUUGGCUGUCUAUGGGAAUCCUUGGUGUAUUUUCCUGCUGCAACGGCGACACAUGGGCCUCCGAACUAGGCACCGUCUUAUCCAAAUCCGAGCCCUUCCUAAUAACUUCCCUAAAACGGGUUCCACCCGGCACCAACGGCGGCGUUACUAUCAUUGGCACCUUAUGUAGUAUUAUUGGUGGAACCGUCAUUGGAAUAUCGCAGUGUUUGGCAAUUUUAUAUUUCUCGGACAAGGCAGCGUGGGAUAACGCGCCGCCUCAAUGGCCUAUCAUUUUAUUUGGAGCCCUAGCGGGAUUUCUGGGCAGCUUAAUUGAUUCCCUUAUGGGGGCAACUUUGCAGUACUCGGGGUUAGACAAAGAAGGCAAGAUUGUAUCACACUCUUCCAAAACAGUGAAGCAUAUCAGCGGUAGAAAUAUUCUGGACAACCACAGUGUUAACCUUAUAACUACCGUGAUCAUGGGACUACUUAUGCCUACUAUAAGUAAAACUUUUUGGCCAAUCAUAUGAUGUAAAUAAGACUGACAUAUAAGAUAAGAUCAGCAGAGAACGCAAUUUCAGACUAAAAACAUUAAUUGAAUUAUAAAGGCCUUUUCUCACGAACUGAUUUGAGAUUUGUGCCUAAAAUAGACAAGCAAGUUACAGUGCCGGGCUAUAACCGGUGUGUAUGUGUAAGGAUUUUCGUUUUAGGCCCCUGUUAUAAACAUUUCUGACAUAGGUACUUGAAACUUCUUGCCACGAUAACAUCAUACAAUAAAAGUUCAUAUGUUAUUCUAUAUCACUUUUAUGGCUUAUACUUAUAUUUGAGUAAUGUGGCAAAGAGUCGAAGAUGUAAGUCCACAGUUUUGGAAGACGGACUGUAUUUAGAUUUUUUCAUGGAGAAAUUUAACUUAGGAAGCAGCUAUAUGCGACUAUUUUUUAUGAGUCAAAAAUCGAGUCAUUGUUUUUAGGAUUAAUAACAGUAAGUUUUAAAGGUAACUGGACUUUUUUAAUUAUCCAAUGUACAUAACGUAAAAUAAUAUUAGAUUGGUUUUAAUGAAUUAACUGUGUAUGAUAUCUUUUUUAUUUUUGAAUUAAGUCUUAAAUAAAUAGGGGAUUAAUUGCGAGGACGGCAGUAAUUCUUUUUUUUUAUAAUGUUCCUCAGGUUUUAUGCAGAGCCUCUAUACUAAAACGAUACCAUACAUAAAAUUAUUCAUUUUGAGUGUUAUAUCAGAACUCAAAAUACAUAGUUUCAAUUUCUAAAAUAAACAAGUACAGCUUGGCAAAAAAAUAUUAUUAUUAGAAAUAUUACAAUCGCUUUCAAAUCGAUUUACGGGUGAAAACGGGACAAUACUAGAAUGUUGCCACUUUUUAAUUUCAUUUCUUAUUAUGCCAAAAUAUUUAGUGGUUGUUGUUUGUCUGUCCGUCCAUUUUAUAAUUUAAUUUAAGUUUCAUAAAGUGUUUAUAUACUUCUUAGCAUACUGCCAACACGGUUUUUUGGUAGGUUAUAUGGAAAUAUUAAUUAAUUCUCACUCGACGGUCAAAUGUAAUGUUUUGUAAUUUGUAUAUGUUAGUACUUAAUAUAAUAAUAUGAGUGAAGAUCGUGUUAGUUUAAAUCAAUAUAUAAUUAUAUUUGUUGGGUACCUAGUAUGUUUUUAUGUUGUCAAUAAAGUUGUAACAUUAGGUGUUAAUAUGUUAUAAUUAUGUUCUAAUAAAAAUAAUACUUAU
Messenger RNA from Leguminivora glycinivorella, 2429 nucleotides. Its product is annotated as transmembrane protein 19. Bases 204 to 1232 code for a protein of 342 amino acids. The record is from RefSeq and is a predicted model, not a curated record. The transcript has 5 exons. Gene Ontology annotation, cellular component: membrane. Lineage: Eukaryota; Metazoa; Arthropoda; Insecta; Lepidoptera; Tortricidae.